Molecule: messenger RNA, 2091 nt
Organism: Trichogramma pretiosum
Lineage: Eukaryota; Metazoa; Arthropoda; Insecta; Hymenoptera; Trichogrammatidae
Product: flocculation protein FLO11-like
Exons: 4
Coding region: 1-2091 (696 amino acids)
Source: RefSeq, a predicted model, not a curated record
AUGCAGCCAGUCAGAUGGGUAUCAAUAUUGAUCUGUGUUAUUAGUUGUCAAAGUGUCUACAGUCAAUAUAGAGUGCAAAAUGCAGGAUAUUCAUACGAAAGACCGAGGGUACCUUUUCCCUUACCAACGCAAACGGCGCAACCACCAAGUCCGAGUUUACCACCUCGACCACCGCCUCCUCCAACGUACAAUUAUCCAUCUCCUACACCAAGCCGACCACCACCAACAACCAGGCCACCCCCAAGACCACAACCACCAGUAACAUAUAAUUAUCCUUCGCCACCGCCACCUCCUCCCCCACCACCACCUCCUCCUCCUCCUCCUCCCCCUCCUCCAACCCCCUCCUCCUCCACCUCCACCGCCACCGCCGCCACCCCCUCCUCCUCCUCCUCCACCACCACCUCCACCACCACCACCUCCACCACCACCACCACCGCCGCCGCCACCUCCUCCUCCUCCUCCUUCUCAGCCCCCACAAUCUUAUCUUCCACCACACCUACUUAUUUACCACCGUAUAGCGGCAAUCAAGCAUACUCGUCAACACCUUAUGCUGAUUUAUCGUCUACAAGUCCAUCUUAUUCAACUUUUGGCAGUACUGCUUUUUCAUCGGCGUCAGCUUCUUCAUCAGCCGUGAGUUCAAAUUUUCCAACCACUUUAUCAAGUAGUACAAUGCCAUCGUCAACUGCAUCUUCGUCAUCUUUGACAGUAACUUCUACGCCCGACAUGAUAUCCAAUGGAUCGCCAAUAAGUUCUUCUACAACCAUUUCUAACUUACCAGAAGCAGUUAUGUCAUCGACGACAUUUAGCACAAGUACUACAAUGCCUGCGAGUGCAUCCUCUUAUUCUGAAUCACCGGUUUCAAGUACUGUUUCUUACGACAAUGUAAACUCGAUAAGUGAUUCGAAUUACAAUUAUCCAUCGCCGGCAGCUAAUUUUAUGGAUGGCACUUCCGCGUCUACAAUUGCCCAAGAGAUGUCUAGCGUAACUACCGAAGCAACAGCACCGCCUACUGCGUACAGUGCAUCCACGAGUGCAAGUUAUAGUAGCCCUUCAUCGCAGGCAGUAUCAGUGCAAGAAAGUUCAAUGUCAACUUUUACCGAAGCACCUGCCGUCUCCAGCACUCAACCUUCAACAGUAAUAUCUUCGACACCGACAAGUGUUGAAACAUACUCUCCGACUACUCAGUCGGUAGCAUCCAGUACGCAAGCGAUUCCUUCGACCACCUACGAUUAUUCUGCACCCUCGGUACCAUUUUCCCUACCAACGAUGACCUCCACAACGUCGACUCCCUCAACGAUCCAAAUAAGUUCUGUUACACCCACUUCACCCACGACGUAUUCUACGACACCAACGACGACAACGCAAGCGCCAAGCUCGACACUAUCGACUACCGAAUAUCCAUCAACACCAAGCCCACAGCCCUCGUCUCCAGUAACUUACGAUUAUUCGACACCUUCGGUACCCUUGCCUGUGCCAACGACUGUGACACCGUCGACCGAGACGUCGACAGUUGUAACAAGUGCCCCGACUUCGCCCACGACAAGCGCGUUCGUGCCGACCACUCCGAUGACGACCGUUUAUUCGACGCCCGCCCCGACAGUUUCGACCACGGUAACGACCACAACUCCUUCUACCACCAUGGCCACGACUUAUUCGCCCAGGCCAUCGUCGACUGUCACGAUACCCAGCGUCUCGACCGAGUCGACGCCGGUGACUUACGAUUAUCCAACGCCGAGUACUACUACGCCAGCGCCACCGAGGCCAACCGCUCCCAGCACGCCUUAUUAUCCUCCGCCGCCUCCGCCGCCGCCGCCACCACCACCGCCAAGACCAGCUCCUGUGCCGACUUACAAUUAUCCAGUACCCACGGCGCCGCCUGCGCCAACUCGAUUGCCGUCUCCGAGACCGAGGCCGACGAGACCGAGGCCCGUUAUCACACCGAGACCGCAGCCACCGAGAGCUUCUUAUCUUCCGCCUCAGAGGGUACCGACUAGACCGCCCCCGCCACCGCCAUCGCCGACGCCGUUCGAGAGCCGUUUUUAUUUGCCGCCAGCACGACCGGCGCCUUCUUAUUUGCCUCCAGUGAGAUAA